GGAGCUUAUAAUAGGCUACAAACACAUCAUUGAAAAGCUUCAGUCUCGAACACAUUAAAGACACACUGCUAAUCGCGCGCGGUGCGCGAGCGCUGCCUGGCCGGACCGGUUACCUCAGCUGAUCGAAAGUAAAAACAAUGAGAUCGCUUUGGGAAGUAUCGGGUCUUUACAUCUGUUUAAUACUAUCAAGAUUAUUCAAUGCUGUAACGUCUGUCGUCUAUGUCGAGAAUGGGACGAGUCUGACUUUAAAACCCAAUAUUCAAGGAAAGCCUGAGGAAAUUUUGUGGACACACAAUGGAAACAAGGUGGCUGAAAAUGAUCUGAUUGAGUUUCUAGAAUAUGGUCAGUUCAAGGGAAGAUCAGAGAUCGAAGUCCUUACUGGACAGCUCACGGUCAAUCAGAUGACCAGUCGUGACAGUGGGACUUACAGGUCUAUAAUAACGAUCAACGGGAAGCUGCAAAACUCUGACAAUGAAGUUAAAGUUAUUGAUGCUGUGCCGGAGCCGGUCGUGAUCUGUCAUCUGAACGACACUUCCAGAGCUCUGUUGUGUUCAGUGUCUCAGUCUCGUGUCUCUUACACAUGGACCGGGUCCGGUUCAGCACCACAGUCGGGGCAGGAGCUUCGCCUCAGCGGAGAGGAGACGCCGGACUCCGUCUACACGUGUACUGUGAAGAAUGAAGUGAGCGAGCGGAGCAGCAACUUCUCUCUGAAAGACUGCGACACAGAUGGAUCACUAUUACAUCAGAAUAUCAUUCUAGUUGUUCCAUUGUCCAUCAUCAUUGCUGUUGUUAUUCUGGUGAUCAUCGUUGUUGCCGUCAUUUGUUUCAAACGACACAAAAGACAUGCACAGGGAUCUAAGCAGGGAACAGACGGCGGGGAUGGAGAGAAAACGGAGGAGCAAGAAAAUAAGAAAGAAGUUAAAUGUACUCUUCUGAAUGCACCGACGGAAGAUGAUUCAGACGGUGGCAUCUCAGCAGCUCGUGAAGAGAAAAACCUCACUGGAUCAGAACAAGACAGGCUUGAAGAGCUGUAGACUGGGACACAUAACUAACUUCAACACCCCAGGACCCACAUCUCUUUCACAUCGUGGAGCUUAAACACCCCGUUUACAUGUCACCGUUUUCCACCAUAAACGGAAUAAUAAUGUGCUUUGGUCAAUCAUUUACACAGCAUUUUGGGGGCUUGAAAACACAAUCUUUUGAGAACAGGCCUAUUCUCCGUACGUGGAUUACUCCGUUAUCAGGAUUUCACGGUGGACGAUUUGACAUGAUCCAGGAUUGUUAGGUUCUUCAAAGCUCAUCCCAGAAUUGUCAUUGAACUCAAACCUGCUCGGGAUCAGCUUGUUUCAUGCAAACAGGAUCAGAUUCAAUCAAAGCAGAGGUGCUACUUUCUUACUUUCUACAGCAACUGCUACUUUCUUACAAGUGUAGAUUAACUUGUUUUUCAUUAACAGUUAACCGAGGCCCUUAUCGGUUAAUACUCGGUUAACCAUAGUGUGUGCGCCGCAAC
Molecule: messenger RNA, 1510 nt
Organism: Pimephales promelas (fathead minnow)
Lineage: Eukaryota; Metazoa; Chordata; Actinopteri; Cypriniformes; Leuciscidae
Source: RefSeq, a predicted model, not a curated record